UCUCUUCAGGGCAGCGUCGUGCGCGGAGCGGCGCUGGGCGCUCGGAGGGCUCCGCGGUGUUCGGGCCGGGCCGGACCUGAGCGACCCCAGGGGGGGUUCUGGGCGCGGCGGUGGCGGUCUGAGGGCGGCCCGGAGCUGACGGGGCAGCCUCGGGCUCCCUGAGGCAGCUGUGCCCUCCCGGAACCCCCCUCAGGCCCGGCCCUGUUCGGUGCGGCCUUCCUCAGCGCUGUGCCGGGGCCUGGGGGUCCCUCCCACCGCCAUAACCCUCCUUCAGGGCAAGCGAAGGAGGGUGGGGGGGCUGGAAGGGGCUGCGUACCCCUUGGCUGGCGCCCCCCCCCCAGGCCAGGCAGUGCCCGUUUGUUCUCUGGGGCUCUGUCCCAUCCCUGGGGUUGGGGGCUGUGGGUGUGACCCCCUCCUUCAGCCCCAUAGAGCCCCCCGAGGGGACUUGGGUCGCGUCGGUGCGUGGGCGCCCGGUGCUGCGCUAUGGGCAAGAAAAGCAAAAGGACAGCAGACAGUUCGUCCUCUGAAGACGAGGAGGAGUAUGUGGUGGAGAAAGUGCUGGACCGGCGCGUGGUGAAGGGGCAGGUGGAGUAUCUGCUCAAGUGGAAAGGCUUCUCUGAGGAGCACAACACCUGGGAGCCAGAGAAGAACCUGGACUGCCCAGAGCUUAUCUCGGAGUUUAUGAAAAAGUACAAGAAGAUGAAGGAGGGGGAUGGCAACAAAGCACGGGAGAAGGCAGAGAGUGGCAAAAGGAAAGGGCUGCCCGCCAACGCUGAGGAUAUCAAGGCCAAGAAGAAGAGGGAGAGCAACGACAUCGCCCGGGGCUUUGAGCGGGGCCUGGAGCCCGAGAAGAUCAUCGGGGCCACCGACUCCUGCGGAGACCUCAUGUUCCUCAUGAAGUGGAAGGACACGGAUGAGGCCGACCUGGUGCUGGCGAAGGAGGCCAACCUGAAAUGUCCCCAAAUUGUCAUUGCCUUUUAUGAGGAGAGACUGACCUGGCACGCCUACCCCGAGGACACGGACAGCAAAGAGCGCGAGGCUGCCAAGAGCUAAGGCAGCCCAGGGCCCCUCUGUACAUAGCCCCCCCCCUUCCCAUCACAUCCCCUCCCUCUCCGUGUCCCCAGGGUGUGCCCUGCCCGUCCCCAGGGGCAGCAGAGGGGGUACAGUCCUGCCCUGGGGGGGUGGGAGGGGGGGGGGUGUCCCUGCGGUGACCAAACACUGAGGACCUUUGUGGUGAAGGACGGACCCCGGUGGGGUCCCUGCGUUGCCCCCUGCCUCACGUCCUCCCCUUUAGCCAUGGGGAGGGGGCCAAGUCUUACAGGAGGGCGGGGGGGGGGAGGGAAGGUAGGGAGGGGUGAAGGGAGGGGGUGGGGGGGGGGCAAAAGAACCCAUUUUUGCUCUUUUUCUAGCGUCGAUGUUUUUAACCUGGGCCUCCCCCCACCCCGGGGUGUCCCUGUCCCUGUGCCCCCACCUUGUAUUUCCUUCCAAUAAAGGGUCACUUUUCA
Messenger RNA from Gallus gallus (chicken), 1505 nucleotides. RefSeq names its product chromobox 5 (gene CBX5). Gene Ontology annotation, molecular function: chromatin binding. The transcript is spliced from 5 exons. Gene Ontology annotation, cellular component: pericentric heterochromatin; nucleus. The record is from RefSeq and is a predicted model, not a curated record. NCBI's taxonomy places the organism in Eukaryota, Metazoa, Chordata, Aves, Galliformes, Phasianidae. The coding region runs from base 484 to 1053 and encodes 189 amino acids. Gene Ontology annotation, biological process: negative regulation of transcription by RNA polymerase II; chromatin organization.